Perkinsus marinus ATCC 50983 is the source of this 543-nucleotide messenger RNA. RefSeq lists its product as hypothetical. NCBI's taxonomy places the organism in Eukaryota, Perkinsozoa, Perkinsida, Perkinsidae. Bases 1 to 543 code for a protein of 180 amino acids. The transcript has 4 exons. The record is from RefSeq and is a predicted model, not a curated record.
AUGAAGCUGUCCACCUUUCUAUUCUUCGAACUGCUGUCCGUCACAGCGCAGGCCGGCCUUCUCGAUCAUAAUGUGGUGUCGGAACAGCAUGCCCUGCGAUCGCUCGAUGCAGUGAUAUUCCGUAAAUACGAGGUGGGGGACGACUUAUCCCUCGUAGACACCAUCCUUCUGGACUGCAAGGACUUUAUAUGCUGGGUCGCGGUGCGUAGCGGCUCCAAGACCGCGGUCGGCGUCGUCGAGAUAAAUAUCCCCUAUGAAGACACACCAGAGUUUCUCAAGACUGAAAUUGACGCCCAUAGGUCUCAGUCGCCGAGGGUUGGCGAAGACAAGGAAUUGCGAGUUCUCAAGCCCUAUCCGAAUGCGUGUGUGUACUUAUUCGUGGCAGCUUCGAAUACCGCUGCAAUAGCACUCUAUAAAAAGUCAGGAUUCAUUGAGAUUUGGGGUAAGCAGCUCCGUAUCGUGCUCGGCUCGGGACUCGUUGGCACAAGUUAUGUUUUCAAUGGCGCCUUGGACAUCGGAGGUUUCAACGUCGAGCUCAGCUAA